Messenger RNA from Dicrocoelium dendriticum, 444 nucleotides. NCBI's taxonomy places the organism in Eukaryota, Metazoa, Platyhelminthes, Trematoda, Plagiorchiida, Dicrocoeliidae. The record is from the annotation of a GenBank genome assembly.
GCGCAAUGAAUUUAUUCAUACCGAUUAAUGAUUUGAGCGAUUGAAUACAAUCCCAUUUAGAAAUGUCAUCAAUUGUUUCACCAACAUAUCGUCGAUAUGUAUGCCAAAAUCGAAACGAAACGUUUGUUAUUCAUCCGCAUGGAUCAGACCAAGCUUCGCUCUGAAGAAGGCGUUCAAUUAAGAGAUGCAGUUGUGAAUGACGGCAAUGCAGCUGACGUUGGGAGACUCAAGAUUUUGCCAUCUUCAUAUACAGGCAGUCUGCGUCAUAUGGAUGAGUACGCUCAAGAUGCAAUUGCAUAUGUUCGUCAUUAUGGGCGUCUCGACCUAUCCAUUACGUUCACAUGCAAACCAACUUGGGACGAUAUGCAACAGCUCUUACUUCCUGGGCAGUCGCCGGUGGAUAGGCAUGACAUCACAGCACGUGUUUUCAAAAGCUGAAACCGC